UACCCUUUUAAAGCAAUGUGGCUUCAACUGAAAGCAGAGCAACCCGAAGUACCAUAGUCAGUAAGAGAAACGGCAAAGCUAAAACCAUAUUCUUUCCCCCAAAAAACGAUAUGGAACUCCCCAAAUGUUGUCUUCAAAGCUUCUAAAGAAACCCUUUUCUUCAUCUUCAGCUAAAACCCUAAUAGACCAAAUUUCUCAAUAUUUUCUUCACCAAAAACAACAGAUUGUCUUAAACCCACCUUUACUUUCAAAACUCCAACCAUCUCACAUUAAACCCAUACUUUUAGCCCUCCAAGCCAAACCCAAUUCUGCCCUUAACUUUUUCCAAUGGACCCAAAGUUUCUUAAAGUCACCUCACAAUGUGCCCUCCUACUGUGCACUCAUUCACCUCUUGCUCCGCCAUCGAAUGUUGGCUGCCGCAGCUCAGGUGUUCGAUGAUAUGAUCGCCCAUUUUGGUACAAAUAUUGAUGUUUUUGAUGCUUUUAAUGAAGGGUUUAAGGAUUUUGAUUCGAACCCGAAUUAUGUUUUUGGGUUUUUGUUGGAAAGUUACUGUAACAAAGGGAUGUUGGAUAUGAGUUGUUAUGUGUUAGUGAAAAUGUCUGAAUGGGGCGUUUUUAUCUCGCAUAAUUUGGUUUAUAGGAUGUUGGAUUCUAUAGUUAAUGCGAAUCGUGUUGAUAUAAUUUUUGAUAACUAUGGUAAAUUAUGCAGAUUGUUUAGAACACCGAGCUUAUGUGUUUAUGGGAUUGUGAUGGAAGGGUUCUUGAAGAAUGGGGAGGUUGAAAAGGCGUUGAAUUUUCAUAAAGAGGUGACUGAGAGAGGUUUAGGGGUUGACAUUGUUUCUUGUAACAAGAUUUUAAAGUGUCUUUCUGUAAAUAAUGAAAUAAGAGUUGCUUCAAAGUUGUUUGAUAUGAUUCUUACUCUUGGUCCAUUGCCAAAUGUGGUGACGUUUAGCACAUUGAUUAAAAUGUAUUCAAAAGAUGGAAAAUUAGAUAAAGCAAUUGAGGUUUACAAUGUUAUGACGGAGAGGAAUGUAUUGCCAGAUUUAAUCAUGUAUUCUAUUCUUAUUGAUGGUUAUUUCAAGGCAGGGAGAUUGGAUGAGGGAGAGAAACUUUUUUCCAUGGCAUUAGAUCGAGGUGUCAAGUUGGAUGUAGUUGUUUUCAGCUUGGUUAUGGAUGCUUUUGGAAAGGUAGGGGAUUUGGGAAAAGUGGUUCAGGUUUAUAAGAGAAUGUUGGAGGAAGGCUUAUCACCUAACGUGGUUAGUUACACCACUCUCAUAAAUGGGUUGAAUGGGAAUGGAAGGAUGCUUGAAGCUUGUGGCAUAUUUGGUCAAAUUAUCAAACAAGGUCUCAAGCCAUCACUCAUAACCUAUAGUAGUCUCAUUGAUGGCUUUUGCAAGUUGGGAAAUUUGAGAGAUGGUUUUCAUUUAUUUGAUGAUAUGAUAAAAAAGGGCCAUCUACCUGAUGUUGUUGUUUAUAGUGUGUUAAUAAAUGGUCUUUGUAAAGAAGGGAUGGUGACAGAUGCUCUUAGGUUCUUCUUUAGCAGUGUAAGCAGGGGUCUGAAACCGAAUAUCUUUACUUUUAACUCCUUGAUGGAUGGUUAUUGUAGGUUGAAACAGUUAAGUAAUGCUGUGAAGGUGUAUACUUUAAUGGGAAUGUACAACAUAAAACCAGAUAUGGUGACCUACACUGUCCUUGUUAGAGAUGCUUCUAAUCAAGGAAAAUUGAAUGCAGCACUCUUAAUUUUUUUUCAAAUGCUUAAGAGGGGUUUCCCUGGAGACGCUAUAACAUAUUGUACCCUCAUGGAUGGAUUCUGCAAAAAUAAAAAUCAAUCUGCUGGACUGCAGUUUUUUAAGCUGAUGCAAUGGAAUGGAGUGGUUCCUGAUAUUGCAGUAUAUAAUGUUCUCCUUAGUAUGCUUUUCAAGGAAUGUCAUCUUCAAGGGGCGUCAGAACUGUUCAGUAAACUUGUUGAGAAAGGGCCAAAACCUGAUAUUAUAACAUACAACACAAUGAUAUGUGGUUAUUGCUCAUUUAAAAGAUUGGAUGAGGCAUUCAGCCUUUUUAAACAGCUGACUUCUCCCCUGUUUGGACCCAAUUCAAUUACUUUUACCAUAUUGAUUGAUGCUUUCUGCAAGGAGGGUAGAAUGGACGAAGCUAUGUUGAUGUUCUCCAAAAUGUUGGAGAAGGUGCCAGAGCCCAACGUGGUAACAUACAGUUGUCUAAUUGAUGGCUACUUCAAAUCUCAGGAUAUAAGGACUGCUACCGAGCUUCACGAAGAGAUGCUUGAAAACAAAAUCUGUCCAAAUAUUGUCAGUUAUAGCAUCCUCAUUGAUGGCUUUUGCAAACGAGGAUUAAUGCUGGAAGCAUCACUUGCAUUCCGUUGUGCUCUAGAUAGACAUUUAUUGCCAGAUGUAGUUGCAUUUUCAAUUAUGAUUCGUGGUUAUUGCAAAGUUGGUAGGUUGGUUGAGGCCAAACUGUUAUGUGAACAAAUGUUCACGAAUGGAAUAAUGCCUGAUGAUUUGUUAGAACGAACUCUUGUGGAAUAUAAUCUUUAAAACAGCAUGGAAAAUGAGUCUUC
This is a messenger RNA of Durio zibethinus, 2574 nucleotides long. RefSeq names its product Tetratricopeptide repeat (TPR)-like superfamily protein. NCBI's taxonomy places the organism in Eukaryota, Viridiplantae, Streptophyta, Magnoliopsida, Malvales, Malvaceae. The record is from RefSeq and is a predicted model, not a curated record. Gene Ontology annotation, molecular function: protein binding.